Oldenlandia corymbosa var. corymbosa is the source of this 2649-nucleotide messenger RNA. NCBI's taxonomy places the organism in Eukaryota, Viridiplantae, Streptophyta, Magnoliopsida, Gentianales, Rubiaceae. The record is from the annotation of a GenBank genome assembly.
AUGGAGCUCCCUGAAGGAACACUGACCCUAUAUAAAAAACAAAAAUCAACCCAAGAAGAACAGUCCCCUGUACAAACUCCAAGGACCCAAAACUUGUGGAGAAAACAAAAGAGGAAGAAGAGCACACCGACAGGAAAUCCAAAGCAACUUGUGGUUGCUGAUGACAACGAUGAUAAAAAGCCCAAAAAGAAAACAAUGAAACCUGAGAACAACAAACUGAUUGGUCAAGAUCCACGGCCAAUCAGUUCUGAAGAUUCUGUGAAGAAAUUUGAGACAAGGAUGACACCGAACCAUCUCUUUCUACUCAUCACUGAAAUCAAUAAACCAACAGAUCUUACAAAAGAGCCAGAUACGAUAAAUUAUCGCCAACUACAAAGGCAGGCUAUCAGAGAUAUGGGAUUUGGCGCCUUACUAGAUCUCAAAAUCAAAAAUAUUCCAACAGCCUUGUGUAAUUUUCUGGCAAGCAAUUUCCAGACCGGUGCAAGACAAGUCCCAUUGAAUGGGAACAAUGUACUGGAUAUCAAACAGGAAGAUGUUGUUGCUGUACUUGAUCUUCCUCGUGGACCCAAACCAGUGGAAGAAUUCAAACAGAAUGAUCCCGCUAUAACGGACCACGCUGAGAUGGUGGAUGCGUUCAAGAAAAGAAUGGGAUACAGUAAUAAAUUCCUGCCAAUGAGAUCCACCGCGGCACAAUUAAUUGCUGGUCGAAAAGAUUUUGGUGAUGACUUCAAACGAUAUUUCCUCGUCUUUGUUGUGAGCACAUUCCUACAUGGAAACACCACUUCCAGGAUCACAAUGAACAUCCUAAAGUCCCUCGUGAACAUCAAUGAAGUGACACAAUACAAUUGGUGUCAAUAUAUGAUUGAUGCACUGGUGAAAGGAUGCAAAAGUCACCACGAUGGGAAACCAUUCACCGGACCAAUCACUUUUUUCCUGUUGUGCUACCUUGACAGGUGUGAGUAUGAAAGAGCACAUCCGAGGUCAUUCCAUGUGAUCAAAUCUUGGGAUCAAAAGAUGCUGAACGACAGAAUAAGACUUCAGGAAAGCAAUUUCACAGAUAUCCAGACACUUGAACGUCUCAAGAAACUGUCCUCAGCAGCAUCCCGAGAUGAACAACCAGAGGCUGAAUCACAAAAGGAGGAUACACAGGGAAACCCCAACACACAGCAAGUAUACAUUCGUGAGAAGGAAAUGGAGUUAAGAAUCGAACCAGAUGAACAAGCAAAGCAAAUAAUCAAGAUCCUAUCAGAUGCAAUGUUGUCGAUGAGUAGAAAGAUGCCUCCGCCUUCAGUGGGGAAAUUCGUGCCUACUUCAAAAGAAGUGCUGGUUGAUGAACAACAAACUCAACCACAAGGUUAUCCAAUGUGUCUAAUAUAUAUGUACCUUCGUACUGAUUAUCCAACAUUCCAACUUUGCACUGCAGAACAUGCAACGAAUGUCUCCACGACAGAAAAGAAGAGAUCCCAUCAAGAUUCCACCGGGUGGGAUUCAGCUGUGACAUCCACCUAUACCAAAAGGACGAGAAGCACUGGUACCAGGAAAAGGAAAGCAUUGAAAGAAGCAAGUAUCCCAAGCUUUAACCUGGGUAUCUUCUCCAGUCAGGAAGACAGUUACGAGACAACCCAGGAGAAGAACACUCAGGAAGAUGUCACAGUAAGGGUUGAUCUGGAUAAAGAUGUGAAUGAGACUAUAGAAGCAGAAGAAUAUCCAGUACCAUCUGCUCUCGACGAAACAAAGAAUCUCAUUCCUUCCAUCGAUGAAAUUAUAACAAGGGCCAGUGCACCAGCUUCAGAGUCGUCGAGUGAUACAGAAAAACUAGAGAUCAUUGCGACUGUUGCAGAACAAGUUGAGAAAAACUCAGAGAUGGUUGAAGCAGUCCCUUUAAGCAUAAUUCCACCCGAUUGGAAUGUUGCUUCUACCACGGGUCGUCUACUCAUGCUGGACAAAAAUGAGUGUACCACGCCAUCGCCUGCAAUCUCAAAGAAAGCUGAAGUACUUGAUGAAGGGUUAACAAAGACAGUGGAAAAGAAUUUCUUGUUUGAAUUUGGAAAAAUUGUUUGGGCAGACAGGACAGCAUUCUAUUCCAUGAGGGAAGGCACAUGGAUAGAAAACAGCAUCAUAGAUGCUUGGGCUGUCAUCCUAAACAAAGAAGAAGCUAAAAGUGACUCCCCAAGUCGGAUAUUCUUUGGUGUUUUCGUAUUUGGUAGUAACAAAGAGGAAAUCGAGUUCACGUUCUAUGAGAGGUUGGCUCUUGAACUAGAAGAACAAGGACUCAGUGUAGGAUCCUUGAUAGUGGCAAAAGCCAUCUACUUCCCAGUACACUACCGAGAGCAUUAUUUCUUGUAUGUGUUGCUGGUUCAAGAAAUGAAAGUCCUUGCAUUCAACAAUCUUCAUGCAAAAGAUCUGGACUACUACAAGCCAACAAAAGAUCUACUUUUUCAGUUCUUUAAAAUGUACCUUCAAUGUGUGUUUCCAAACAUAGAACUAGUCACUGCUCAGUACACCUUCACAGAGGUUACGCUACCAUCACACAACGACAAAAAGCCGAAUGCGGAAGAUUGUGGAAUAUUCACAAUGCACCACAUGGAGAAGUAUGAUGGUGGUGACUAUGAAAAAAUGCUGGUUAUCCAUAGUGGUUAUCCACAGUAA